Messenger RNA from Vigna unguiculata (cowpea), 819 nucleotides. RefSeq names its product 4-phosphopantetheine adenylyltransferase (gene COAD). Gene Ontology annotation, molecular function: dephospho-CoA kinase activity; pantetheine-phosphate adenylyltransferase activity. NCBI's taxonomy places the organism in Eukaryota, Viridiplantae, Streptophyta, Magnoliopsida, Fabales, Fabaceae. The record is from RefSeq and is a predicted model, not a curated record. Gene Ontology annotation, biological process: coenzyme A biosynthetic process.
AAUAAAUGUUAUACCCAUCUGACACCUACCCAAUACCACUCCUUUCUCGAGCUUAGAGCGAAAGCAAUUUGAGCGCACUGAAUGGAGGUUCAAGAUGAGCAUGACCCUAUGCUCAUGGUGCUUCCUUCUCUCUCUCCGCCCAACACCUACCAAGCCGUCGUCAUCGGUGGCACCUUUGACCGAUUGCAUGACGGCCACCGUCUCUUCCUCACCGCUGCAGCCGAGGUGGCAAAGGGCCGGAUUGUAAUUGGAGUUUGCGACGGUCCUAUGCUGGCAAAGAAACAGUUUGCUGAACUGAUACAGCCAGUUGAAGAAAGGAUAAAUAAUGUCAAAAAUUUCAUAAAGUCUAUCAAGCCAGAUUUAGAAGUGCAAGCUGUACCAAUCACAGAUCCCUUCGGUCCUUCCAUUGUAGAUGAAAAUUUGGAAGUUGUGAUUGUGAGCAAAGAGACAUUACCGGGAGGAUUGGCAAUAAACAGAAAAAGAGCUGAAAGAGGCCUUUCACUGUUGAAGAUCGAAGUUGUGGAUUUGCUUUCUGGAGAAUCAGGUGAAAUUAAGCUGAGUUCAACGAUGCUACGUAAGAUUGAGGCUGAAAAGGCUAAACAACAAAACACGACAUCACAGACGUAGUUACAAGAAAAUGCUUUAAUUUUUUUUUCUUUUUUUUAAGAUGUCUAUUACAGCAACUGAUAUGUUGUUGCAUGUUAUGGCACUCUUUCUAAGUUUAAAAGGCGGAAAGUCGCAUUCUUUCAGAAAAAAAUAUUGUCUUUAUGAAUCUUUUUUCUUUAACUGACAGCAACAAAAACACUACUGUUUUGUUCA